AUGCAGCCUAAAGCCACUAGACUGGUAGUGACUGAAGGACGGCAUGGAAGGACCAAUAAUGGUGGUAAGGGUCAAGAAAGGAAUUCUAAAUGCGUGGGAGGUAGGAUCACAAAACCUGAAGGUUUGGGUAGAAAGAGGGAACCUAAGGCAGUGGUGUUUGGAGAUGUGUUACCAACUUAA
Molecule: messenger RNA, 180 nt
Organism: Prunus armeniaca (apricot)
Lineage: Eukaryota; Viridiplantae; Streptophyta; Magnoliopsida; Rosales; Rosaceae
Source: the annotation of a GenBank genome assembly